CUAUUAAGAUAAAGUCUAAUACAGGUCGGCUGGGUUAUUGUAGAUAUGUCUAUGGUUGUGCUUGCAUCAACCAUAACCAUUGAGCUCGAAGAUUAUGUGUUGAAGAUUCAAAGCUUUUGCCCAUUGAGUUCCCAAGCUGGUGAGAUUAUCCCGGGAACUUGGCAACUCUUUUGUCGACUCGUAUUGCUGAUUUUAGGUGUGAUAAGGGACCCCGAUUUCGUAACUCAUGUAACUUGCAUUACGAGUUACUAAGAACAAAAUCCAACAAAAGCAUAACUGGUGGGCAUUGAUAACUUGAUCACAAUUUCAGGACUUUUUAGGUUAUAAGUAGUUCAAUUCACAAAUGACUGCUGCUCUAGUUACUACUAUAUCAUGGAAGUUCGAGGUAUUCUAAAAUUUGGAGGAUUUGUAGAUGAUCUAAGAAUGUCAUAGUUGGUUAAUCCAAAAUAUUUUUACGCUCUCUGAAUCUACUUAAAAUCUAAGCUUUACCCUUUAAUGUGAUCAAAGUGAAUGACGGGGCUCAGUUGUUGACAAUAUAUUGUGAUCAUUGGCAACCCAGAUAUUAGCACUAACCAGGAGAUUGCAGGGGAUGGAUCCCUUUCAGCAACAGGUAGACACUCCUCCAGCUCUAGUUAUGUGCAAGUGCAGUGUGGGAAUGAGGAAAGAACAACUUACCAUUCUACAUUUUAAUGCUCAUGACUCAGUGUGGCUGUAUUACCUAAAAUUCUCUAAUGUAAAGAGUUAUUCCAUAAUAACUGUACUGCUCGUGUCAAACGCAAUGAAAUAAUGGCACAAUGAGCAGCACAACUUCUUUACCAUCUAGCUAGUAUCUAUUCUCUGCUAAAAGGUGGGUCCUUCGGUUGGAAAGUAACAACGCGUUCUUUAAGUCUUUAACAACCAUGGCCAAAAAUUGAAGACAAAACAAAUCAAUGUGCAUUACCAUCUCAAUUCGUCAAUCGAAGACUUGGGUAGUAAAUGUGUAGAAAAAUUGGUUCACAUGUAAAUUCUUGUUACCAAUAAUGGACGGCAAGUUGUGAUAUCAUCUUUCUGUUUGCUGUUUUUAGUUAUUUGGGCACCACUUUCUAUGACAUUUAUGCGUUUGUAUAGCACUAUUUUUUGACCUUUCAUUUCGAAAAGAUACUGUAUAAAUGUUUUACUUCAAUAUAGAAAUGCCCAUUAACUGAAUUUGAAUUUCACACCAGCAAUUUAAUAAACUAUGGUUGACACUGUCGACAGCCAUUUGCUGCAAAGAUGUAGUCAAUGGUGAAGGAAGGGAGUUGCUGAUUUCCGGUUAGGUUCAUAUCCCUCUCAUAGACAUGCAUUUCUUUUGCAAAAGAAUAUCAAUCAGACAAUGGCAAGCAAGAAAAUCAAAAUAGAAUAUAUUCUAUUGGAAUCCUCUUGUCGUGGCAAUGACAACAGUGCAAGUCAGGUAUUUCCCCUCCUUAGUUAAAACCACGUUACAAAUCUCCCUCCUUAUUAAUAUCACCCAUAUUAGAAAUUCAAAACCCAAAAAUCAAACAAGAGAGAGAGAGAGCUGUAAGAACAAGAAAAUGAGUAGCAGCAAGACAGCAGACGAAAAGGAAUUAUUAGAAGAUAUCGAGAAUAUUUUCAAUCGGUUUGAUGUAAACGGAGAUGGCAAAAUUUCAUUAUCCGAGUUAUCAGAUGUAUAUAAAGAGCUUGGAGAUGAAAUGACACCAGAAGUAUUGAAAAAGAUGAUGGAUGAUAUUGAUACAGAUGGCGAUGGAUUUAUAAAUUUGAAAGAGUUUAUUGAAUAUCACCGUAAUACUGAUGGGACUAUUGUUUUUGAAGAUAGAGAAAUAAGGUUUGCGUUUGGGAUGUAUGAUAUGGAUAAAAACGGUUUGAUAUCUCCUGAAGAAUUACAACAAGGCUUAGGUUAUUCCGCUGAUGAUUGUGCAAGAAUUAUUAGUGCUCUUGAUACUGAUGGUGAUGGUAAUAUUAAUUUUGAAGAGUUUAAGAAGAUGAUGCAAAAAGAUAUUGAAUGAUUUUUUUUCCUUCUUGUUUAAUCUUGUAUUUGAAGAAUUUUAGUGGUGGUACGUGUUUUCAUGUUUUGUUUGGCUUUCGAUUCUCAUGGGCUCAAGGUUCUAUAUUUUUGAUUAACUGAAUUUCCAAUG
Messenger RNA from Papaver somniferum (opium poppy), 2132 nucleotides. Its product is annotated as probable calcium-binding protein CML26. The coding region runs from base 1410 to 2003 and encodes 197 amino acids. The transcript has 2 exons. The record is from RefSeq and is a predicted model, not a curated record. NCBI's taxonomy places the organism in Eukaryota, Viridiplantae, Streptophyta, Magnoliopsida, Ranunculales, Papaveraceae. Gene Ontology annotation, molecular function: calcium ion binding.